Limulus polyphemus (Atlantic horseshoe crab) is the source of this 11100-nucleotide messenger RNA. Its product is annotated as NGFI-A-binding protein 1-like. Gene Ontology annotation, molecular function: transcription coregulator activity; transcription factor binding. The record is from RefSeq and is a predicted model, not a curated record. Gene Ontology annotation, biological process: negative regulation of DNA-templated transcription. Lineage: Eukaryota; Metazoa; Arthropoda; Merostomata; Xiphosura; Limulidae. The transcript has 10 exons. Gene Ontology annotation, cellular component: nucleus. The coding region runs from base 4 to 1851 and encodes 615 amino acids.
GCAAUGACGUCACAACCUGCAAACGAAUCAGAACUACAGUUAUACAGAGUCCUUCAACGAGCCAACCUUUUGAAUUACUACGACACAUUUAUUUGUCAAGGAGGGGACGAUGUCCAACAACUUUGUGAGGCCGGAGAAGAAGAAUUUUUGGAAAUCAUGGCCUUAGUCGGGAUGGCUAGCAAACCUUUACAUGUUCGGCGACUACAAAAGGCACUACAAGAAUGGGUGAACAAUCCUGCCAUGUUUCAGACACCACUUGUGCCCACCAUACCCCCAAAUCAUCCAAACCACCACAUGAAUUCCCUAACAACUUCCAACAGGGCGGGUCCCGGACCUGGUCCUGGACCCGGAGCUCCGGUAAACCUAUCCCAUUCGUCGGGACUGCCGCUGAGGCCCAGUCCACCAGUCCCAAUGCUCCCAAACAGUACCAGUCACUCGUCCCCUUCCCCCGGAAGAAAGGAGGUGCCGUCCCCCAGCCAAACUCACGUGUCGUCACACCAUCAGCAUCAACAGUUUUCUCAGCUCCAACAACACCAUCAAGUUAGCCAAUCUCUCCAACAGGGCACAGGAGAGUACGGACAACCGGGCUCCCCCAUUUCCCUUACACCGGUUCUCGUUGAAACUCAAAUCCAGCGGUUAGCGGAGGCAGCAGAGAUGCUGAUCAAGACGCUGCCACCUUUAGAACCUAAACCUCAAAAUAACAAGAAGAAGAUCAGUAAAGAAUUAGAGUAUGUGAUGAAUAUGUCUGAUGACGAUCCCCGGAGAAUGGACGAAAUGAGGAAGUAUGCAGCAAUAUAUGGUCGAUUUGACUGCAAAAGGAAACCCGAGAAACCUUUAACACUGCAUGAGGUAUCUGUUAAUGAAGCAGCUGCUCAGAUAUGUAAGCAAGUUCCUGCCCUUCUCACCCGAAGAGACGAGCUUUUCCCCUUAGCCCGACAGGUGGUGCGAGACAGUGGAUAUCAGUAUUCAAAAGGCCAUUCCAGUUUUGAUGAUACUUCUAGGUCUCAGGGCUAUAGAUCAUAUGACGAAGAUUCCUGUAAGCGGCCCAGACUGGACCCGUGUCUCGGUACCUUCACUGAUAAAGUUCAGCUCGAGGAAGAGAAGAAGAAGCGACAGGAGAGAAUUGAAGCAAUAGGAGAGCAGCUGAAAGCCAUAGGAGCCCAGCAGGAGGAGCUGAAAGCUAAGUUACAGCAGAGCUAUUCUGGAGUCAACCAUGUCCAGCCACAGCUGGAACAACUCUCUACACAUCAGAUGCAGCUGAUUAAUGAACAAAGUGAGCUGAACAAACAGUUGAAGAGACUGGAAAGGUAUUCAUUUAGUGGAAGAGGCUGCGAACGUCUUUCAAACUGGUCAGAAUCUGAAAAAGUUGACACAGAUGACACAGAUUCCCAGUUUUCAGCAUACAGUAACACCUCGUCACCUCCCUUGGGUCAGGAAGCCCAUGAACCUCCGUCGUUGGACAUCAACCACUCAUUCCCAACCACUGACAUGUUCAGCGCCAUGAGAAUGGUGUCCAACAGCAAGAAGACCAAUGCCCAGAUUACCAAGCAAUUGGUUCAAGAGACUCUUAUGGAUGAAGGAUUACGUGUGGUCAAAGAACUGGCCAAUCAGAUCAAAGAUGAAAAUGAUAGCACUGUUACAGCUUCCAAGGUGAACAUCCACUCCCGAGCUAAUGUUCCCAAAGGUGAGAAAGAGUAUGUAAAUCACUCUUCUGCUUCAACAAGCUUACCAUCAGUAGUGACAGCUUCAUCAGGCUUUUCCAGCAACACUCCUUCAUCAACUACAUCUUUAGUCGUCUCAUCAACUGCACAAAAUGGCUAUGGUCUGGUCAGUUUAAACGAACCAGUAUAAAGAAGAUGAAGGCUAUAAAAAGUAUUGAAAAUAUGUUGUGUGAAAAGUUGAUUAUGAAACUUGAUCAUUCUGCAAGCUUCAAAAUCUGUUUUCUCCACUAGCAAGAUUUUAGUGGGUAAGAGAAGGAGUUAACAAGUAUUGUCUGCAAAGCUAAAUUUAAUUUGUACAGAGAACCCUUAACAAGCAUAUUAAUAUCUCGAUCUACUCUGUGCUCACCGUACACACUAGUUUUAUAUGUCUUUCACUAAGUUAAAGUAUUUAUAAUGCUUUUUUUUACUUGAUUGAUAAAUUAGCAUUUCACUUGCAGAAUGGCCAAGUUUGUAAUAUGUGUGUGUGGAAGAACUUGUGCUCAUGUGAGCCCUUAGGAUGGACGAGGCCUAGCCAAUCUCACAGGGCAAUAGUCAGUGAAGAGCACAGACUUUGGAUCUCAUCUGUGAUGUCUAGUUGUGUUGUAGCAGUUGAGGCAACUGCCCAGUGGCCAGUACUGGAAUCCAAACAUCUUUAAAAAACGCUUACUCUCGUUGUUGUAUUUAAGGAUUUUAAGGUCUAAGACCUUGAAAACAACUGUUAAACCCUUAGGUUUGAGGAAAUGUAAUUUUAUCUUGAUGUUGGUUAUAAGAUGAAUAUUUUGGAUGGUAAAAUACAGAUGUCAUCAAUGUAGCAUCUAUCUACCAGGUUUCAUUUUUGUCUCAUUUGUGGCCUAGUCAGGGCAUUGUAGUCGAGUAAGUCACCAAGUUGAAUUCGUUUGUAAACAUUGUUAUUAUUUUCAAACAAGAGAUUAUUAGAAAAUAUUGAGGAGAAAUCCAGUGGCCAGAAUUUCUGGCACGAUCGUAUUUUUCUUUAUUACAAAUCAAAAAGAUUAAUUAUCACGUUGUAUUGUUUAUUACAGUUGUUUAAUUGCUUUUUUGUUUUACAUAUUUAAUAAGUAAUCGAUAUAAAAAAGAACGCAAUCAUCUUUAUAAUCUACUCUUUGUUAGCUUCAUGUUUGUUUUAAAAUUUUUAGAAAUAUUUAGAAAAUGAUAAAUUUGAACAAUUUUGUUUCUAUGACCAAAACAGAAAAAUAUUUUCUUUUUUUGUUUUUCAUUUUCUAUGGUUUGCCAUGUAUAUUGCCAAAAUAUUAUGUGUUUGAUCUAAAAUGACAAAAGCUUUAUAUAUCAUACAUCAUUACUGAAUGAAUUUUUGUAGCGUAACAAUAUUAUGAAUUAAUGAGACAUCAGAUACAGUGGUGUACGAGAUAAAGUUUGAUAAUUAAGUUUUGGUAUUUACAAACAUAACAAGUUUAGAUAACAUAUUCUUCUGAUUCUUUUAUGUCUAUGGUCCUUUACUAAAAGCUCUCGGAAGUUUCACAGUGUGGAAAAGUUGAGUUCAAACAACCGUUUUAGGUAAAUUUGUUAAACUAAAUUUUGGUCAUCGAUUUCAUACGUGAGAAAAACAAACAAACAGGAAUAUUAAAAUGAUCUGCUUCUUGUCAGUUUUUAUUUUAAAAUGUCUUCUAUAUAAAGGGCAGUGAUGUGAAAAGUGUUCGUAUUGUUGUGAAACCUGGUGUAUAUCAUCUAAAAUUUCUGAUGCAAAAUUACUUUUCACACGUGAAGAAAAAAAAACAGAUAAACUUGCCGUUUGUCUGGUAUGAGAUUGGGUACAAUACAAUUCAAUACUAAUAAACGGUUUAAUAACCAAAUAAAUUGUGUGAUAUGGAAAUGAUAAUUAUUUUUCAUUUUGCAAAAAGUUAAAAAAAAAGUCCAGGCAUGUGAUAUAAUGUGAUACUUGUGAGUCAUAUACUUCUGCAUUAGGGUAGUUUUGUGUGAAACUGGGUUUCUAAUAAUACAAAUGUAAAUGAUGGUAAAUAUGUUUGUCUUUUUUUUUUUUCUGUUGCAACUAUAGAGUAAGGUUUUUGUGUGUGAAAGAAAAAUAAUAGUAAUUUAUCAAAAAUAACCAAUUUGACUUAUAAAGUCGCAUGUCGUGUAGCCACACUGGAUUGAAAGAACAGGAGACAUUUAGACAGCUCCUAGCUAAAGUGAUUAUUGUGAUAGAUGUUAAUGGUAUUCUUGUAAAACUUUCAAACACGUGAGUUUUUUCUUUCUUUAAAACAUGAAUAUAAUAUUUCGUAGUUUUCGCUAAGCUAAGGUGAAUUAAAUACAUUAUUGUUAAUAUAUAUAUAUAUAUAUUAAACUGAAACUAUUAUUCUAAUAAGCGUGUAUGCAGAUCACUGUAGACAUCAAAUUUAAGUAUUGUAGCAGCAUAGAAAUGUAAAAAACAGUUUUCAGUGUGUUUGUGUGUGCGUAAGUUGUCACCAUUUUCCUCGUUCUUUUGUUGCAGCAAAAAUAACUGUGAUUUUAGACUUGAUGCACAGAUACAAUAAAGUUGAGAAUAGUUCUAGUUAGUCUUAAAUUUUCCCGAUAUAUCAUAUUUCGUAAGUAAACGGUUAAACAGAUUUUCGAAUUUGUGUUCGCGAAGUGUUGACGAUGAAACUGAUACACCCCCUCAGUUGUCGUUUUUUGUUGAUAGAAUGACGGCCAAGGUUGUUGUGGGUCCUCAGUUCUAGACUGUUGCCUUUGUUGGAACUGAAUGCAAAGCAUCAAGCUCACUUACAUCCUUUAAUAACCACUUGUUAUCUUCUUAGUCAUGUUUUGUUUAAUCUGAAAACAUAUGUAAAGAACACUUGAUCGAAUUGCGUUUAUAUAAAACCGGCGUAUUGAUUUUCUAACAGUGUUGCAUCAUAUGUUUUCUCAGAUCUUCCAUAUCAUGUAACCAUUAAGUUCAUUAUAAAAAUGUAAUGAGAAAUUUCUAAAAAAAAAACAAACAUUUUAAAUGAUUUUUGUGCUACUUUUCUUGUGUAUCCUUAAUGUUUAUUUUUACUAUCGUAAUAAUGUUUUUAAAAAUCGUUUAAUUGAAUGUUUUAACUUCUGUCUAUAUAAUUAUAUUCUAGGUUCUUUUUAAUUAAAUCUCGCUAAUCUGGAGCCACAGAAAAAUAAAACCCCGAACGUGAUAUUGUAUUAUGAGCUCAGCUCCCCCCCACCCCACCCCGAUAAACAAUUGGAAUCAAACAUGAGGAUACACUGAACGUUUGAUUAAGAUUAAACAACAAGGUACUUUUAAGUUUUCAUUGAAUUAAAAUAAUAUAUCCCAAUUCAGACAAUUUCUAACCCUGCUUCCCAUUGGCACAGCGGUAUGUCUGCGGACUUACAACGCUAUAAACCGGGUUUCGAUACCCGUGGUGGGAAGAACACAGAUAGCCCAUUGUGUAGCUUUGUGCCUAAUUUCAAACAAACAAAUUUCUAACCCAAUAGAAGUAUUUCUUUGAUUUGAUAAGAAAUAAUAAUAAUAUUUAGGGAAAAGCAAUUUGAAAAAAGCACAAUAAUAGAACCAAAUUACUUAAUACACAGCAAUAUAUUUAUUCUAUUAUUAGGCCUUCUUUAGGAACCAGUUACUUAGUCCAUCACAGGAAACUACGUGGUUCAGUUGCUCAUCAGAAACCUGUGAUAAAUUGAAUCUUGGAAUAUUUGGACCAAAAAUAUAUUUAAAAAAUCCCCUCUAGCAUUUUCACUUCACGUAGUGUAAACUUGUACUGUUAAAUUUUAUUGGUUUAGUGUCGAUGUAGUGUAGUAGAGUAGUUAACAAUCGAUAUAUGUGAAUGUUUUGUCCAAAGCUUCAGAAAGUAAAUAUAGUGUUUUCUAUAUUUAUAUGGUGAUUUAACCAUUAUAUUCUUGUACAUAAAAUUUCUCCCCAGUGUGGCUAUACAAAGUUAAACCAUUUACAGUCACAGUGUGACCCCUGGUGGCAAUCUCAUUGUAGGAACUUUUAUGGUCUUUAUGUAUGUGUUUAUAUGUACUGAGUGUGGGCCUAGCCUUCUUGUACUCGGCUUAAUUGACCAAAGAUACUGUGUAAUAUUUCGUCUACUUGGCCAGAUUCUUUGGAUUUUGUAGAUGACGGACAUCAAACAGAGUACUUGGGUAAAGUACUCGUUGAAUAAAAACACAUUUUAAAGAUGGUCGGUUUCAACACUGUGUACCACUGGUAUAGUACUGCUCGUUAAACUUGAAACUGUCUUCGUGAAGGAUUAGCAUAAAUAGAGUAAAACACUGCAGUAGUUGAUGAUGUCUAAAAAAGUAUUAGAUGGAUAUUUUUAAGGGUUAUUUUAAAUCAGUUAGGUGUUCUUCUCUGUGGUAACAUUUGAAAAAAAAUGUCAUGUAGUUCUUAUUCAUGGAUGUCUAAUAAUAACGUAAUUGAAUGUAAUAAUAACGUAAUUGAAUAAGACUUGCCAAAAAUCGAUCCAUUUUCCUGUUUGAAUUGAUUAUUUCACGUGCAACGUUUCUAAGCAUUUGAUUAGCCUUUUUCUUUUUUACUUAUCACACUAAUGCAACCAAAUAUGUUUGACAGUUAUUUGUUCAAUAUCGUUAUGUUAUCAUCAGCUCGAUGCCAUUGGUGAAAAGAUCAUUUCAGGAUCGUUAUGUCAUCAUCAGCUUGAUGCCAUUUGCUGGAAAGCUUAAUUAACAGGGAAGAGGUCAGCAGAGUAGAAUUCUCCUCAACAUUCUGAACUCCCCCUAACACACACACCUCCCUUACUAUGGCACAGCACAGAUGAUAGCUCGUUGUGCAGCGGAACUCGACCCCCUACCACACACACACACACCUCCCUUACGAGGGCACAGUACAGUGGAUAGCUCGUUGUGCAGCGGAACUGACCCCCCUCCCCUAAACACACACACACACACACACCUCCCUUACUAUGGCACAGAUGAUAGCUCGUUGUGCAGCGUGUUUUGUUUUUGUAUUUUUUACAACAAAACAGACUGAACUGAUUUUUUUCUUCCCUGCAGAUGUUUCAGUAUACUAUAUAUAAUUACGAUGGAAUUAGUGAAUUUUUUAUUCAGUUUGAUUCACUCAGUGUAAUAAAAAAUUCUGGUUAGUAAUCGAAUUUAUCGAGUAGCGUUAAUCGAAACAUGAAACAAACAGUAAAAACCGUUACCUUGCUUUACCAAAAGCUGAAUACAACAUUGCAUGCAAUACUCUUAUUCGAUCGUUUAGAUACGAAAGGAUGGUGGAAUUUUGAAGUUUUGGCACAAACCUACAUAGUCGUUUUUCUGCUUCUUUUUUUUUUCUUCUCUCUGUCUCUCUUCGUAACAAGUUGUCAUAAGAUGCGUUUAAAAAAACAUACGAAGCAUAUCUCAUGUAUAUCUUUCACAUAGCUUGUUGAAUCUAAAGUUACCCUGGAACUUCACGUCGUAAAUUAUUAUUCUUGAAGAAUAUUUUGGUUACCUUAAUCUAAAACUGGUCAAAAUUCGAGAAUUUAUUUUCAUUGUUCGCCAUUUUUUUUUCCCAGUUUCCAAACAACGCGUUUACGUAGAAUGUCACUACCCUGUCGUACUUGUUUACAUUUUUUAACGGGUGACAUGACCCCUGGGGAAUGUGAUAUUAAUAUACUUCAAGUGGAGCAAUUCAUAAAAGACACAUAGUAAAAAAGUGGAUAUGUAAUUUAUGGCAGCUUUAAAAUUAUUAACACCAGGUUUAGACAUUGAACACUGUUAUAAUAAACAUCAGAAACAAGUCGACCUGCUUAUAAUGCUGUAACACAUCGAAGCUUAGUUCUACCGGGAACAUUGUUAUAAUAAACACCAGAAACAAGUCGACCUGCUUAUAAUGCUGUAACACACUGAAGCUUAAUGCUACCGGGAACACUGUUAUAAUAAACACCAGAAACAAACUGAACUGUUUAUAAUACUCAUAGUAUUACCGUAAAUAUUGUUGAACAUUCUUGUCAUGACAUGACACAUUAUCCAACUUGAUCUAAUUAAUAAAAACGUGUUACAUAUUCAUCAAGUAGAGAUGCCUUUGUAUUUUCGUUGGUAACAACUUACUACAUGCGAUAGAUCUGUUCAUAUUAACCACUGAAAGUGGUAAUUAUUAUCCAGUGGUUACUGUUGUUGUCCUUCACUGUUGGUAUAUAAAGUUUUGUUUUAUUGAAUAUACUUGUCUACUCAGUAACUCUAUAAAUCUUAUAUUUGUAUAGCUUGAAAAUAAAGUAGAAUAUAUUAAUUAAUCAUUUCAUUUUUUUGUUACACUGUAUUCCCAAGUUACUCGAUACCUGCUCGCGCACGCUUUACAAAUAAGUGAACUUUAUAAGUAAAUAUUAGUCAGAAGAAGAACGAACGACAGUCGUUUCUUGGUCUAUUGCAUCAGGUGAAUUUGGUGUGACUUACUGAACAAUUGGUUCAAGUAUUAUAAAGCUGUUGAAAAAGCAGGUUACGUGGGAUGGUUACAUAGCUCCAUAGUGAACAGAGGUCAAAGGUGGGCGUUAUAGAUAUCUGUGCAAUUCGAAAACAUUGUUUACUUCACAAGUGUCUUCUUUUCUCGGUGUAACAUCAGAGUCAAUUUUGAGUGUGUGUGUGUGUAGUUAUAGCAUGGACGCUGUAUUCGUAUCAAAAAUUGGUUCUCCUGUUAUAACGAAGUAUAACUUUAUUGUCAGAAAUAUUUUUAGAAAUAUCGUAGUUCUCUAUAAUAGUAAAACCUCGUCGAUUGUUUUAAAAUACGAACAAGCAUUCAGGACUAUAGGCACUCGUUGAAUUUUCUGACGCUUGAAAUCCUGAUUGGUAAAAUUUGAAUUUUAUCGAUUUUAACCCCUUGUCAUCUUGUUUUUGUUCACUUGAAAAUAUUAUUUAAUGCCACUUUUUUUUUUUAAUUUUGCUUUUUUUGUAGAGUUUACAAAAUAUUACACUGAUACCAAUUAGACAAAUUUUUAUACUUUUCGCCACCAGCGCAUAUUUCUUUGGUAUCGUUGGCUUUAUCUAUCGAAAAUAUGUACACUAUAGAUUCUCGGUUUUUAUGUGUGUGUUUUUCUUACUUUUCAUACGAAAAACGUUUCCCUGAUUGUUAGACGAUAUUUUCGUCACAUUCACGCAGGUUUUAAUAAAGUUCAACGAGCCUUUCCUGUUCCCUUGAGUUACUAUGGGGAUGAAAUUGUAAACAAACAAAACUAUAAAGGCGAUGAAAUGUGUAAUUUUCGAAAACCAUAGUGCAAUGUUGUUAUUAACAUCUGGGGUAUGUAUUUUUCUCGCAAGAGUAACGUUUCAAGACAGCAGUUUUUAGAAUAAUCCGUUACGUUUUGAAGUAUUAGAAAUAAUGUCAUCGUUGGAUUUCCGUUGUUUGGUGGUAGUUCGGUUUUAUAGCUUUAAAGAUAACUUUGAUAUAAUGGCAGUUGUGGUAAAUACGUGCUUGUGUACUUUGAAGUAUAUCUUUUUAUUGAUAGCCCUGUGAUUGGUCAAGAACAUAUGUUAGUCCUUGCCAAAACAUUAUAGAAUAAAUACUGUUUAUUCAUCUGCCAACAGUAUCUGAAAACAGAAAUCGGUGCUCUUUAUAAAUCGUGAGUAAAUAAUAAUUGGGGAAAUUAUUGUGAUCUUACUUAGAGAUAUCGUAUAUUCAUGUGAAUUUUGAAAAUAUAACUUCGACAUUGAUUGCCUCAUAUUGUAUCUACCAUGUGAUCAUCCUCUUUAGAAAUAAGCGAUCAGUUUAUGGUUUAAAAUAACCAGCGUUUAAAUUGUAGUUUGAAAUAAUAGCUCUUUCUGCCUCUUAUAGCAUAAAGUGACAGUUGUAACUUGUUUUUAUCAAAGGGGUCGUGUUGUCAGUUUCCCCCUAGUCAUGUGUUCGGAACUUCAACCAAUGAUAUGUUUCGAGGUUCCAUGAGCUUAUUAGUAGGUAACAUUAGUGCUGAGCAUACUGAGAAUCUUACAGGUAAGUGAUAUGAAUACCCUCGGACUUAACUCCUGUUGUACUCCGACAAAUAACAGAAAUACUUUACUACUAAGUAAAAGUUGGUAGCUUAGCAUUAAUAAUAUGUGCGGACACGUUUUUCACUUCAGUAAGAAACACAAAUACAUUGUUACCUGCUAGUAAGUUCCAUGGUAGCUCACUGAAAAGUAGUUUACUAGUAAUAAAAGUAGAUUAAGAGUGAGUAACUUACUAAUAAGUACCAAAUAGCUCACCAGUGUGUGUGUGUGUAUGUGUGUAUAUAUAUAUAUAUAUAUAUAAGUAAAACAAGAUACUGCAAGAUGACACCUUCCUUGCAAGACGAAGGACAGCUUAUUCGGUGGUUUUCUCCCAGCUGAAAAAUCUCUUACGCAUAAAGUAUCUGAAUAAAAAACAACAACACAAGUUGUAUUUACUUGAAUGGCUAACCUGCUAGCUGUUCCCACAAUUACUGUCCAAAUUCACACCUUUCUGGAAGGCUGGACAGCAUUUUGUGCAAGGUCACAGUGCCGGACAAGUGACUUUAGUAAAGCCCUGUAUCAAGGGCGAGUAUGGCCCUCGUACACACUUUUUUCUAGUGAGGUGAUAUUAAUACAUUCCACUUUUUUAUACGUCACGCUAACGUCUCUUUUAAUCUUGCAUUCCAUUCUUACAGAACGGAUGACACGAGUGGUUUCAGCCCAAGCUGGUUUGCUACAUCUUAAUAGUUCGGCCCCUGCUGUACUGAAAGAAUACUUGUUCGUACAUUUAGUUACUUGGUCAGCGGCUAUAUCACUUUCUCGGAAUUAAUUAUACAAGAGAUGAACAUGCAUGCUAACUUUGUCACGAGAGGCAGAGGUUCGAACAGCGUUGGUUUGUGAACCUAGUAUAAUCUACCGGCAGAACGCAUGUUAGUACGUUAAACAUUUGUUUGCUAUGGCUCCUGGAACCGUCCAUACAUUCACUCGUACAGAUAUAUAUAUAGUGUUCACGUGAGCGGUCAGUUUUUCGUUACCAGAGAGGCGCGGCAGCGGUGCUGGGCUCAGUAAGAUAUUCAAAGAACCUGAACGAGUUCUUCUAAUAAAGAUUUUAGUCCGAGGGGCCAUCACAUAAUUUGAUAACUGUGAUAACUAUAAAGGAGCUUAUGUAAGAAAACCCGACAUAUCGGAAUGUAGCUGACAUCAAAGUGCCUGCCUUCAUCCGGUUCAUUCCGCUCACUUUGCUCUUCCAGCUCUUGCACGGGAUUUACGAAGUAAAGAAGAUUUAUAUAGCUUUCUCAUGUCCUUUAAGUCAUCACCCUAUUUAGAGAUCAGAGGGACGGGCUCGUAUAUGAUAGCUUGCAGGAAGCAGGGAUCUUGCAGUGUCUCCAGGUCUUUUUUUUUUCUGGUUGUAUCUUGCGCCAAGCGGUGUAGGACUAACUAUUUGUUUGAUCGUUUUGUAAUCUCUCUUUUCUGAUGUGUUCUUCCUGAUAGUUUUUUUUGUACACGUGUCACCGUGAAUAAGCUGGCCAAAUAAAAUGUUGAAAAUAAA